AUGGUGAAGAUCAACGCGGGCGAAGGGGAAGAAAUUGCACGGAAGGGAAUCUGCAAAAAGGACAUCGAGAAGAAGUACGAGAGGAGCAGGAUGGCGGUGGAGGGCGGCAAGAAGUUGUCCGCCAGGAAGAAGUUCGGGCAAGACAAGGAAUUGAGCGCGAUGCGUGAGUCGCAGUGCGGGAUGGGCACCGGCAUGAACAGUGGUGUGUGCGGCGAUGUGGGAAGAACCCUACAGGGAGACCAACUACGCAGACGUGCACAUGACGGAGAGGAAAGCAAACAAGACGAUCAAAUGAACUACGAAGUGGUGCGGAACAUCAGCAGGAACCUGAACAGGCAGCUGAGCAGAGGCGUGGGAGACGAGUGUGUAAAAAACUUGGUGACGCAAGUCAGUUACAGUCACCUAUUCACGCUGUUGAAAAAUAUAUUAACGUACCUGCCAUUUUCUAUUAACGACUACCUAAUAGGGACGUUGGAACUGAAAGAAAUUAUAGACAGUAAGUAUAACACCUGCUUCCAGCUAUACAAGAAAGAAGAACUCAUGAACCACAUCUACGAAAACGAAUCCAAAAAUCUAGUGGACAACAAGGUCUUCAACUUAUUUUGGAAGUACAAAAUAAUGAAAAAUAAAAAGGGGCCAUUAAACCACAUGCACGUGCUCAAUUUUCAAGAAAGUGGUAAUGAACCCAACCUGGAAAAUAUCCUAAUUGACAAGUCUCGAAUUUUUAUGUACAAAAUACAUUCCUUUAUAGAAGGAAGAGAUUUAAACCUUUCUUAUAUAUACGAAAUUUGUCACGGGUUGGGAUACAAAACGGAAACCUUCCUUCUGUCCGUUUUUAUCUUCGACUCGUAUAUGCAUAGUAUUAACAAAAUGACGGAGAAAAAUCAUUACAGGAAAAUUAAGCUGCUAGUGAUUAUCUGCUCUAUUUUGCUAGCCUUGAUAAAGACGCAGGUGUUUAACGGAUCCAGCAUCAUGUAUUUGAAUGACAUCCUUUACCUUGUGAAUAAACUUAGACACGACAAAGUGAAUUACACUUGUAUCGAAAUUGCGAACAAGCAAAUGGAAAUUAUCAAAUUUCUUCCACUUAAUUAUAAUAAUUAUUGGACGUACUCAGAGCUAACUUAUGUUUAUUUAAUUAAUUUAAAAAGCUGUUCGAAGAAGUAUCCAGCCAUUAAGAUUUACUACAUUUUUCUGGAACACUUUGGUUUUUUGUAUUUCCUGUUUGACGUCAUUUACGCGUAUUCCAUGUAUAUCACGGCGGUCGGUUCGUACAAGGUGAUUCCUGCAAGCAGAGUUGUUGCCACGAUAAUUUUGUACUUCACCAACGCGUUUUACAACAGAAUGAGCAACAGCUUGCUCUUCCAGGAGAACUUCUGCCAGGAGGUCUUCCACUUGCCCUUUGCCAACGAUCUGUUCAUGUGGUCCUACCUGCUGCUGAACAAUUUUAUUUACUUCUUCGAGCAUUGCGUCUUUCCGAACAAGAACUACUCCUCCAUUUAUUCCAUUUUUUAUGAGACGGGCCGCAUGCUAAAUAUCCGGACUGUUUUUUGA
Messenger RNA from Plasmodium coatneyi, 1551 nucleotides. RefSeq lists its product as uncharacterized. The record is from RefSeq and is a predicted model, not a curated record. Bases 1 to 1551 code for a protein of 516 amino acids. NCBI's taxonomy places the organism in Eukaryota, Apicomplexa, Aconoidasida, Haemosporida, Plasmodiidae. The transcript has a single exon.